AUGUCGACCGUUGUCGGUAUCGCUGGUCUCACCGGCAAGUUUGCCCAGUGCGUGGCGAAAGAACUGCAAGCAUAUCCUAAUGUCACCAUCAAGGGCUUCUGCCGAAGCCCACAGAAGCUGCCACAGGCGGUUCCGGAAAAAUACAACAUCAGGGUCAUUCAGGGGGGGUUUGACGACGAAGCGGCCGUCCAAGAGUUUGUCCGAGGAACCGACGUCGUCAUCUGCUGCUACUUUGGCGACACCGAUGUCAUGAAUCGGGGCCAGAAGAUCUUGAUCGACGCCUGCGCCAAGGAGGGCGUCCCGCGAUACCUCCCCAGUGACUAUGCCAAGGUCGCUGGAGUGCACGUUUUGGUCGGUGGUCUGAUUGAGACCUUCUGGAGUGAAUACUUCCGCAUCUUUGAUGCUAACACCCAGACGAUUACGUACUGGGGCACGGGUGAUGAGAAGUGGGAUCUGACGACAUAUGAGACUGUUGCCGCCUACACCGCCGCUCUGGCAGUCGAUAAGAACGCCUCUGGCGUCUUCCGCUUCCGAGGGGACUGCAAGAGCGUCUCCGAAAUCAAGGAAAUUUAUGAGAACAUCUACCAAUCCAGUCUCCACCUCAAGCGCCUCGGGUCUCUUGAUGAGCUUUACAGCACUGUCAAGGACGAGUUCAAGAAGGACCCCAACAACGUCAUGGCCUGGGCUCCCGGAUGCUUUACCUACUGGUGCACGAACGGUGUUGCACAUCUUGGUGAUAACCUCGACAACACGAAGUACCCUGACAUCGUCCCAGUCGACAUGGAGGGGUUCUUAAGAGCCCGCAAGAAGGAGGAUGUCGCCAUUGCCGAUCAGCAGCUUGGUUUCUAG
Messenger RNA from Ilyonectria robusta, 849 nucleotides. RefSeq lists its product as uncharacterized. Lineage: Eukaryota; Fungi; Ascomycota; Sordariomycetes; Hypocreales; Nectriaceae. The record is from RefSeq and is a predicted model, not a curated record. The transcript is spliced from 4 exons. The coding region runs from base 1 to 849 and encodes 282 amino acids.